GUAACCUUAGGUGGGACCUUUAUUGGCAUUGGACGCAAAACUCCAGAUUGCCAAGGGACCACCAAAUAUUUCCGCUGCAAGUUCUGCAAUUUCACCUACAUGGGCAAUUCUUCAACUGAGUUGGAACAGCACUUCUUGCAGACCCAUCCAAACAAGAUCAAGGCCUCCCUUCCUGUCUCUGAAGGCAGCAAAGCCACAGACAGAAACUCGAACAAGUCCAGUCCUACUGUUCGAUUGGGUGAGAUGGGAGAUUUGGGGAAGUGGCAGGACAAGAUCACCAUCAGAUGUGGAGAUGACACUCCAGUUGGCUAUUCGGUGCCCAUCAAGCCCCUUGAAUCCUCAAGACAAAACGGUACGGAUGCCUCCAGUUACUACUGGUGCAAAUUCUGCAGCUUUAGUUGUGAAUCCUCCAGCUCUCUCAAACUAUUAGAACAUUACAGCAAGCACCAUGGGGGGAACCAGGCAGGGGGCCCUCACCCAGAUCGGAAUGACAAGCUCUCAAGGGGGUCAGUCAUUAAUCACAAUGACGUAACCAAAAAUGCAGAUGAAGAGUUAGCAACAAAGAGCGAGAAGGGCUCUAGCAUGGCCAAAAAGAAAGACUUUUCCAGCUCAGGAGUGGAGGACCACGUGGUGACAAGCUACAAUUGUCAGUUUUGUGAUUUUAGGUACUCAAAGAGCCAUGGCCCAAAUGUAAUAGUGGUGGGACCUCUUCUUCGUCAUUAUCAGCAGCUACACAACAUUCAUAAAUGUACUAUUAAGCACUGUCAGUUUUGUCCCCGAGGCCUCUGUAGUCCAGAAAAGCACCUUGGAGAAAUUACUUAUCCUUUUGCUUGCAGGAAAAGUAAUUGUUCCCAUUGUGCUCUCUUGCUCUUGCACUUGUCCCCUGGGAUGCCAGGAGGCACCAGAGUCAAGCAUCAGUGUCACCAGUGCUCUUUCUCCACCCCUGAUGUAGACGUUCUCCUGCUUCAUUAUGAAACCACACACGAAGCCCAGGUGUCUGAAGUCAAGCAAGAAGCAAAUACCCUGCAAGGGGGGGAUGGACCACUGACUGUCAAAGAAAGCAAAGAACACUCGUGUACCAAAUGUGACUUUGUCACUCAGGUAGAGGAGGACAUUUCUCGACACUACAGGAGAGUCCAUAAUUGUUAUAAAUGCCGUCAGUGCAGCUUUACAGCGCUUGAUACACAGUCCUUACUGGAACACUUCAACACUGUGCACUGUCAAGAAAUGGACAUCACCACAGCCAAUGGGGAAGAUAGCCAUGGGAUGGUGGCUGCUCUCAAGGAAGAAUCCAAAAUUGAUCUGAAGGUUUAUAACCUGAUCAGUUCGGAUCCAAAAGUGGGGGACCCCAUCUUGGAGAGUGUAGUGAAGAAGGAAAAGAUGGAGGAAAAAGAAGGAUCGAAGGAGAAAGGUUGGCCUGAUGGGUCUAGUGAUGAUCUUCGUGGUACAACUUGGAGAGGAGUGGACAUUUUGAGAGGAAGCCCAUCCUAUACCCAAACAAGCUUGGGCCUUCUGACCACGGUGUCUGUUGUCCAAGAGCAGCCAAAGGCUUUGAGGGAUAGUCCAAAUGUAGAAGCUGCUCAUCUUGCGAGACCUGUAUAUAGCUUGCCUGUUGAGACCAAGGGAUUCCUGCAAGGCAUGCCCCAAGGAAGUGGAGAAAAACCUGGACCACUUCAGCCAUAUCCUGGAUCUGCUGAUAACAAGUCAAAGGAUGAGUCUCAAUCACUUUUACGGAGACGUAGAGGCUCGGGUGUUUUUUGUGCCAAUUGCCUGACCACAAAGACCUCACUCUGGCGAAAGAACGCAAAUGGAGGAUAUGUCUGCAAUGCGUGUGGUCUCUACCAGAAGCUUCAUUCGACUCCCAGGCCUUUAAACAUCAUUAAGCAGAACAACGGUGAGCAGAUCAUUAGGCGACGGACAAGAAAACGCCUUAACCCAGAGGCACUUCAGGCUGAGCAGCUAAACAAACAACAGAGAGGGAACAGCGAGGAACAGGUCAACGGCAGCCCAUUAGACAGGAGGUCAGAAGAUCAUUUAACAGAAGGUCAUCAGAGAGAAAUCCAGCUUCCCAGCCUAAGUAAAUAUGAAGCCCAGGGUUCAUUGACUAAAAGCCAUUCCGCUCCUCAGUCAAUACUGGUCGGCCAAUCUCUGGAUAUUCAUAAAAGGAUGCAACCUUUGCACAUUCAGAUAAAAAGUCCUCAGGAAAGUUCUGGAGACCCAGGCAAUAGUUCCUCCAUAUCAGAAGGAAAAGGAAGCUCAGAGAGAGGCAGUCCAAUAGAGAAAUACAUGAGACCUGCUAAACACCUAAACUAUUCACCACCUGGAAGUCCGAUUGAGAAGUACCAGUACCCACUUUUUGGACUUCCGUUUGUACACAAUGAGUUUCAAAGUGAAGCUGAUUGGCUGAGAUUCUGGAGUAAAUAUAAGCUUUCCGUUCCUGGGAAUCCACACUACUUGAGUCAUGUGCCUGGCCUACCAAAUCCUUGCCAAAACUAUGUGCCUUAUCCCACCUUUAAUCUGCCUCCUCAUUUUUCAGCUGUUGGAUCUGACAAUGACAUUCCUCUAGAUUUGGCGAUAAAACAUUCCAGACCUGGGGCGACUGCAAAUGGUGCCUCUAAGGAGAAAGCUAAGACAGCAUCAAAUGUAAAAAAUGAAGGUUCCUUGAAUGUACCGGUAGUUAAAACCGAGAAAGUUGACCGAAGUACUCAAGAUGAUCUAUCAACCAAGUGUGUGCACUGUGGCAUUGUCUUUCUGGAUGAAGUGAUGUAUGCCUUGCAUAUGAGUUGCCAUGGUGACAGUGGACCUUUUCAAUGCAGCAUAUGCCAAUAUUUUUGCACGGACAAGUAUGACUUCACUACUCACAUCCAGAGGGGCCUACAUAAGAACAAUGCACAAGUGGAAACGAAUGGCAAACCGAAAGAGUAAAAUUAAAUAAAAUAAAUAAAAUAAAAACCUUAGCACUUAGCACAAUUAAACAGAAAUAGGUUUCCUUGAUGGGAAUUCAAUAGCUUGUAAUGUCUUAAGCACUUCAUAUAGCAAGCAUGCCUUAUCCAAUAUACAAUCUUUUAUUCUUCCCUCCUUUUGCUUCAUACAAGCAAACUAAAAGUUCUUAAGAAAGACAAUUAUUAAAAAAAAAGGAUGGCAGCUGGAAUGGGGGAGGGGUAAGGAAUCAAUCACUCGGGACCCAUCCUGCAAAAUAUAUAUAUAUAAAUAAGACAGAAAGAAAGAAAGAAAUCUAUACAAAAGACACUAUAUCAGGGAAGGUCUCUUUGCAAAACUUAAUCAGACAAAUAAUGCUUUUGUUCCUGUACAAGAAACAUAGCUGGCUAGAAUGCAAAGAUGUAUAAUGCUGAAGCAGGUGUACAGUACACAUAUGCACAUUGUAUAGUGAAAUGGACUUGUUAAAUAAACUGAUGCCCAGAAAUCUAGUAGUAUUUUUUUUUCUCCAUUUGGGUUCACUUUGGCCUUAUUAGAACAUCCUCCUGCAACAGCAUUUCUACAAUCUGGAGGCAGUAGGGCUUCUUUUUUUGGUUUGGUCUGGUUUUAUUUUGUUUUGUUUUUUCAGUUGUCUCUUGUCUAAGCCAGUGGGUAGCUGUUGUUGGAUCCCUACCACAGAGCUCUUCAAUCUUUUUGAGGUCUAGAGCAGCAGGAGCACUCCUUACGCAAUAGGUUGCAGACCAGGAACAUUCAUGCUCAGCCACAUCUGUUCCUUCCCUUUCAUUCUGAAAUCAAGUAAAUAACAAAUUCUCAGGAAAGAUGGAAGUAAAAUUACGGGAGUCUCAGAAUAUGACCUUUUAUGCCAAGAAGAUCUUCAUUCCAGGCUGCUUCUUAAAUUUUUAAAGGUGGUGAGAAAGCCCUUUAUAAGAGAGAUUCACUGAAAUUCAGCUCACAAGUCAAUCUGGGGAUGCAAACUACGUCUCAGGAGAUUGUGGAUGUAAGAUGCUAUGGCCAAAAUGUAGGAAAAGUACUCUGUUUUCUGACUUCUCUCCUAUUUGAAAGCUACUUUAUGGACUUGAUAUUCAUAGUAUUAAUGUUUGACUAACUGUUCUCUCAAUUUUGCUUCAGGUAGUGUGUGGGACUGACUUUUCCCGGAAGUCCUUAGAUUGUUUAUAUGCAGUGGUCAAUUGCUUCACGAGACUUAACUCCAGCUUUUGGUAGUGUUUGCCUUCAUGGCCAAUCUUAUUUUUAAUAUUUUGAGAGAAAGAUAAUAAUGACGAUAAUAAUAAUAAACCUUUUGUAAAAUUAUUCCAUGAAGGGAAAGCUCCUCGGCAUAACUGCUCAGGGAAAUAGGGCUAAAUAACUAAAUAUUCAGUCAUUGGUUCAAGGUGCUGUUAGACAAACCUUCACAGAUGUUGCAAGAAUCUAUAAAGGGUGGACUUCAAUUCAGUUUCACUAUCUUGGCCCAGGCAGUCCUCUUGUUGUUGUUGUUGUUGUUGUUGUUCUUAUUUUCUUAAAGGGAUAUACAAGAGAUAUUACAAGCUACUGGAUGUACUGUCAGAUUAACUUAUUUCAUUUAAGAAGUUGGGAGAACAAAUAGGAAAAAAACUUAUUUUUCUAGUAAAUAUUAAUGUAUUACAUUUCAAAUAAUGGUGCCUGACAUAUUGAAUAAUUAUUUUCUACAGUGUACGUAUGCAACAAAGAUAUUCCAUCAUGCAUAAGAUUCAGCGCUGGCUCAGCCUCGCUCUGUUUACAUUUGCAAAUGUAGCAAACAAGGUAAUGAAGCAACUUUCUAUUGCAGUAGGUAUCUUUGAUUUGUGCGCGUGUGUGUGUGCAUUAAAAUUGUAAACGGUAACAUGAAAUGAAUGGACUUUGUUGAUAAUAAUGAUAUUUGGGGGAGAAGAAGAAGAAGAAGAAGACGAAGAAGGAAAUGAAAAUAUUUUUAUGCCUACUUAGGAGGAAGAAAAAGAGUAGCACUAUUCAUUCCAAGUACUUUUUGUAUUCUUAAGCUCUUAACUCACAUUGUUAUGCUUAAAAUGAUAAACAUAUAUCCUCUUUUUAUUGCUUUGUCUAUGUUUCAGCUGAAACAUUUUGGAGAUUAUGUCAAGAGGUGCCAUCUGACUCCAUGGCACACAAGUUUCUAAUUGCAUUCUGUACUAGCAUUGCACUCCAUUUUUACCAUAUUACACCAUCGCUUCAUGUUUUCUUGUUUUGUUGCGCUGGGGCUUUAUUUUUAUUUUAUUUUUUUUGCAUUGCACAGUCUUAGUCUCUUGCGGUUGUGGAAUAUAAUUGGUUCCUAAAUGUCACUGCGAAUGAAGAUUAAAAUGUAUGAUAUUCCAUUCUCCUUUCCCACCCCUCUCUUUAUUUUUUGAAUUUUUUCUAGGGGUUUCGAGGGUAGAUCUCCAAGACAGGAUAUUAUGUCGAAGAUCCUUCUUCUGAGCCCCCCCCGCUCCAUGCUAUUAUUCUCAAUUAAAACUACCCUUUAAAUGAUUUAGAUUCAUCAUUUCCUAAUCUAGAAAAUGAGCAUUUAAAUUUAUAUGGCAAGAUAAAAUGAAGAGAAAACACCACAGUUUAGAGUUACAAGACUAGAAUCUUAAGAAGAAUCAAACCAGCACUUAUUUGCUAGAGGCUCAAUUUGUAGAAAGUAAAUGGGGCCUUGUUUAACUCUUGUCUCAGUUUAACUUCCCAUUAAGUCCCUGAAUAAAAUGGCUAAGGGUAUAGUUUUAAAUGUACAUACUAAGAAAUAAAAGCUUCAUUGAACACAGUGACAUAAAUUCCUGCAUAGGAUUGUAUCAUGUGUAGUCAUUAUAAAGGCUAAAUUACUGGGAUCCAUUUGGUUCCUUCUGAAAUUCAACCACCUUUUGGAAAACAAAAAUAGGGCAUUCACAACAUAUCACUACCAAAUGGUACUAUCCAUAGUUUGCAAAAUAUGGAUGGUAAUUUGACCUGCCACGAAUUGCAAACCCCGUGAUGCCAGCAAUUACCCAUGACUAUGCCUCUAAAAUUUAUAUUGAAAGAAAGCAGCAGGAAACCUCAAUCUGCCUGAAUGACAUUCAUAUAGCUGGUCACCAAAGAUCUGGCUGACCUUGGCAGUUUUUUAGAGCCUAUAUAGGGAACUUGUGAUGAAAGUAAUUUCUCCACUUAAUUAAAGUGAGUCUAUUAUUUGAUACCAAGGCUACAGGAUCUUUUCUUGUACCCUUUUUUCAAUUAUAAUUGCAUAUUGCUCUGAACCAAGCCAAUAUGUGCUAACAAGCCAAUAUGUAUAACAAUUUUUCAAGCCCUAAGUUUGUUAUACAUUUUUAGUAUCUAUCUGGGAUUAUUAGACCACUAAAAGGCCACAAGACAGUGGGUUGCAUUUCAAGGAUGUUGCUUAUAUACACAGUCAAGAAAGAAUAGCACUCCACAUUCUUUCUGAAAACCAUCUGUUUAGGACCUUGAAGUAUAUAUCAUUUUUCUUCUCCAAUCCGUAUGACAGUGGCACGGUUUGAAAUACACCUUUUUUCUUUCAAUUUGUUCUUGUUUCAUUAACAAUAGAAAUUAUAUUGGAUUGUGAGCCAAAAAUGAAAAUACCCCAAAUUAAUCUGAAUCACAAUUUCACUAUUUUUUUUAAAAAAGGCAACUAUUUAAACCUAAAUAUAUAUUUAAAUCCAUAAUAGGAAAUAAAAUGAGCUUUAUAAGGCAAUUUUUGUAAAAAAAAAAAAAAGGCUAUAAAAUAUGCAUUCCAUUCUAGGAAAAUCGACAGUACAUAACUACAGUCUAAUCAGGACAUUUCAUUAAAAAGUGGAGGGUAUUGCUGAUGGUGGCCCACUGCAGUAUGCCUCCUUCAGGUUUUUCAUUGUAUAUUCAACUGUCAUUUAAAAUGUUCCCAAAUUUAUCUUCGUGAACAUACAAGGAAUACAUGAUGUUAGUGUUCUAACUGUUCAAAAAACAGUGCAUCCCACAUUGUAUCGGUCCUAGUGAAAUAUUGCAAAGACACUGACAGAAUUGAAAUUCCAUUUCAGUUUAAUUUAAAAAUAAAUACUUAACAUAAUUAAGUAGCAUACUGGGCUAUCUAUAUGUUAUCUACACUUAUAUUUUGGCCAUCCUAGAAUGAUUUUGACUGUCCUAAAAUGAUCUCUUCCAGCUAUGGAUUUAAUUUGCCUCCCAUGGAAUCACUUCUGAAAGUGAAGCUAUUUUAAAGUGAAAAGUCUUGGGGAGCUGAAUAGAAUCUAAGAUCUUUUAUACUGCUUAUCUUAACAGCGGGCCACUAAUGCUGGAUGCAGAGCAGGGCAGUUUGAAAUGCUGCUACCAUCUAAAAAGAUUCAGAUGCUUUUGCACAAAAAUAUAUUUGUUAUUGUGAGAUGGAACAAUAUGUUGGUUGUAAUGCAUAACCUUUGUAUGUUUUUUUAAAACAUUAAAAUAUUAAAUAGCCUGAUCCAACCUGCCUAAACUGAUAGAUUUUUGGGUGGAAUGGGGACUUAGGUAUUCUACACAUUAUUCCUACACACCAACACUUUAUUUUUUUUUUACCUACAUCCCUUCCAAUAUAUUAUGUAGGGUUAAAAUGCAUUUUUUUAGAAACGCUUUAGAGGAAAACAGUGCUACAUACUUGUUAUUUCUUUAUUUUAGCUAACCUGUCCUCAUGCUUUAUGCAAGUAAAUUUUUCCUUCUGUUUCUUCUCAUUACAUCCUCCUUGUUGUAUUAAAACUGUUUUAGGAAGUCCCUGAAUCUUCCAGAGCAAAGUAGGGCAAGAAGCAAUGGGUGGAAGCUCAUCAAAGAGAGAACCAACCUGGAACUAAGGAGAAAUUGUCUGACAGAAAGAUUAAUCAGUGGAACAGAUGGCCUCCCAGAGGUAUGGGUGCUCCAUCACUGGAGGUUUUCAAGAAAAAAAUGGACAACCAUUUGUCCAGAAUAGUAUAAGGUCUCCUGCCUUAGGCAGUGGCUUGGACUAGAAGAUUUCCGAGGGUCCCUUCCAUUCCUCUGAUUCUAUAAUUGGUAUCAUAGCAGAGUUUCAUUUCUGUCUCUUUGACCUUCAUUGUGCCUGAAUAGGGUCUCAUUCUGGAAAAAGUAGUUCAAUAAUGGAUGACAAUGACAGACGCAUCCUAUUCAUUGAAAAUGAUAGGGAGAACAUUCUUUUAUUUUGCUUUAGAAGAUCUAUAAGCCAUCCAAAAGAAUAGUUUGGAUUGUCACUCCUGUAUCUUUUAUGAAACCGAGUUAUCAUAUCAAGUUAUGAUAAUGAUCUGCAGUUUUAUGUUUAGUUUUCUGUUGCCAUUAAUCAUGGUCUAUAGUUGAGAGACCAGAAGUGACCAUCCACAUUGGACAAAUUAUAGACUAUAGAAUAUCUUGAAAUAUCUUGUAGGUUCAGCACUACAUUUUGCAUAUUUCAUCUUGGUAAUUAUGAUUCCAACUAGCUGGUUCAAUUGACCAAAUAUUGCAUGUUUAACAUCUGAAUAAAAAUGCAAAAUAAAGGCUUAAAGUGGAAAUAUUUUCCCCAAUAGCUACCCAAUUAAUGGAAAUUCCUUUUUCCUUCGCAGCAACCCAUUUUCUUGUCUAAACAGUUGAAUGAUAACAGCUGUCACUUUAUCAGCCAAAAAUUAAAAUAAAUAUUUGGACUAAUAAGAUGUUUGAUGAGCUCUAAGUAUGCGGUGAAAGAUAUUCCAAGGACUUUAUAGGUAUUGGAUGGAAACAACUGAGCUCAGUAUCAUUUGUAUUCAUAUACACACCCACACAAACACAAAUACACAUAAACAGAAGACAGACAAAGAGAUAAUGCGGUCUAAGUGCAGGACCAACUAACAAUAAAUAAAUCUCAUUCCCAUGCCCGUUUUCCAAGAGGUGGUUUUAUCAGGAUUUCUUACACCUGGUUAUACCCAGUUUUAAUUAUUGAGAAGCCAAAGAUUUUGAAUAUUUGUUCAUUUCCUAUCAAUAUGGCAUAUCUUAUCCAGUUUGAAAAAGAUUUAUUCUUUCAAUUUUUCCAUGAAGUGAGGAGACAAAGUCAAUCUUCUUCAGUGCAUUUCUAAAUGCAGUUUUCAUUCUGAUUUAUAGGAUAUAGAUUCUCCCAGACACCUUUCAUGAACCUGGUGUCCUCUAGAUGUAUUUAGAACUAAAGCUCUCAAAAACCUCAUUCAAGGUUGGAAAAGGCUUCUUUUGCUUACAAAGGACCUUUUCUUCCCCUAGAAGAUAUGAGGCUAAAAACACCAUAGGAAAUCCAUAAUUUUCUUCUAAAAGGAGUAUAUGCAAGAUAAUUUAAUAACCACUUUCAAGGAGACAACUAUGGUGAUAAAUAGAGAGAGGGAAAGCCUAUCUGGAUGAGAUUAAUUACCUAAAAAUCAGAAGCAGUGAGACCGUGAUGCAAACUAAACCUCUCUAUGCUUACAUGCAAAAUUGUCAAGAAAACAUUGUGUUCUCAGCUACCGCAACCCAUUGUUACAGCCUGGCGCUCUCAUCUUUCCACAAAUGCCAGACAUUACAAAGAUACUUCAAACAGAAAACCCAAGUUACAAACUUCUCCAUAGCACUAGUUGAAAUGAUACACAAAGAUACACCAUUUGACUGUACGAACCUCAUUAAAUUGAAUGGAAACUUAGCUAGGAUGAACUAGCAGAACUUCCAAUAGAUUGUGCCCAUGGCAUAAAUACUUCAUAAAUACUCCCUCCCAUUCUCCUUAUUCUACUCUUAAAGGUACCUAAAAUCCUCUGCCCUUACUAGAUUCACGGGAUGAAUGCUUCUCUCCUUUUCUAAGCAUAUUCUGAUUUCCUGGAUUAAGCCCAUCUCAGAAUAUUGCUGACUUUAAUGUAAUAGCAAUAUUCAACUAUGGAUGUUUCAACUAUUUCCGAGAAUAUUUUUUUAAUGUAGGUCUGAAUCUAGAAUGCUCAUCACUGCUCUAUUCUAUACAAUAGAACAAUAUUUUGCUUUUGUUUGUGUUUCUGUUACUGCUUCCCUAUCUCCCUCCUCUCCUCUUCCCUCUCCCCCUCCCACCCCAGUUUUCAUAUUGCAUGUUCAUUUCUAUUCACAAUCGUGUUCCUGGUGUAUUUCUUAUGCAAACAAUUCUUCAAGCAGCAAAAGAUGUCUGUUACAUCUAAACUUGAAUAAUAAAGUUUUACCACCAGUUAUAUAAAAAAA
Crotalus tigris (Tiger rattlesnake) is the source of this 10038-nucleotide messenger RNA. RefSeq names its product zinc finger transcription factor Trps1-like. Gene Ontology annotation, cellular component: nucleus. Gene Ontology annotation, molecular function: zinc ion binding; RNA polymerase II transcription regulatory region sequence-specific DNA binding; DNA-binding transcription factor activity. The transcript has 4 exons. The record is from RefSeq and is a predicted model, not a curated record. Gene Ontology annotation, biological process: regulation of transcription by RNA polymerase II. The annotation marks the transcript as partial. NCBI's taxonomy places the organism in Eukaryota, Metazoa, Chordata, Lepidosauria, Squamata, Viperidae.